Molecule: messenger RNA, 552 nt
Organism: Fundulus heteroclitus (mummichog)
Lineage: Eukaryota; Metazoa; Chordata; Actinopteri; Cyprinodontiformes; Fundulidae
Product: hemoglobin subunit alpha-1
Exons: 3
Coding region: 56-487 (143 amino acids)
Biological process (GO): hydrogen peroxide catabolic process; oxygen transport
Cellular component (GO): haptoglobin-hemoglobin complex; hemoglobin complex; blood microparticle
Molecular function (GO): peroxidase activity; oxygen binding; heme binding
Source: RefSeq, a predicted model, not a curated record
ACCCCCUCCUCUUGUUGCUGAUUGCGGCAUUCAACCCAAACAAUCAGCCAAGAAGAUGAGUCUCACUGCCAAGGACAAGGAAACAGUCAAAGCCUUCUGGGCUAAAGUGGCACCCAAGGCUGAAGACAUUGGACAGGAUGCUCUGUCCAGGAUGCUGGUGGUGUACCCUCAGACCAAGACCUACUUCUCCCACUGGAAGGACCUGAGCCCCGGCUCUGCCCCGGUGAAGAAGCACGGAGCUACAGUGAUGGGUGGAGUUGCUGAUGCUGUGGCCAAAAUCGAUGAUCUGACCGCAGGUCUCCUCAGCCUCAGUGAGCUGCAUGCCUUCACUUUAAGGGUGGACCCGGCCAACUUCAAGAUUCUGGCACACAACAUCCUUGUGGUCUGCGCCAUCAAGCUGCCCAAUGACUUCACCCCAGAGGUCCAUGUGGCUGUGGACAAGUUUUUGGGUGCUUUGGCCCGUGCCCUCUCCGAGAAGUACAGAUAAACUGUACACUUGGAGACUACAGCCUCUAACAGUCAGAAUAUAAAUAAAAGACCAAAUGCAGUAAA